Ipomoea triloba (trilobed morning glory) is the source of this 654-nucleotide messenger RNA. RefSeq names its product EG45-like domain containing protein. Gene Ontology annotation, biological process: systemic acquired resistance. The transcript is spliced from 3 exons. Gene Ontology annotation, cellular component: apoplast; cell wall. Lineage: Eukaryota; Viridiplantae; Streptophyta; Magnoliopsida; Solanales; Convolvulaceae. The record is from RefSeq and is a predicted model, not a curated record. Bases 71 to 466 code for a protein of 131 amino acids.
AUAUAGAUGCAUGCUUAAUAGUUAAUAUAUAGUUUGGGUAAUAUUUCCAAAGAGAAAACGAAGUUUAGACAUGGGUAUUGAACAUGUUGUCCUUGCAGGUUUGAUUGCCACGAGCUUUGUUGCUAUGGCGUCUGCUCUUAGUGGAACUGCCACUUAUUAUACGCCUCCUUAUGUUCCUUCAUCCUGCUAUGGGUUCGAUGAUGAAGGCACCAUGAUCGCAGCCGCUAGCGACCCCAUAUUCAACAACAGAGCCGCAUGCGGUAAAAGGUACAGAGUGAGAUGCAGCGGCCCCACCAACGCCGGCGUCCCACAACCUUGCAGGGGCCAAGAAGUGGUCGUCAAAAUCGUCGAUCUCUGCCCAUCCCCCGGUUGCCAAGCCACCAUCGAUCUUUCCCAAGAAGCCUUUUCCAUUAUUGCUGACCCUAAUGCCGGUAAAAUCAAUAUUGAAUAUGAAGAGGUGGUAUGAAGAUAUACUUCGCGGUUAUCUCCCAAUAAGCAAGAGCUGUUGAAUAAGACCAAAUUAAAAGUUUUGGUACUGUUUAACAUUCUAUAAAUUAAUUUACUUUCAUAUCUAAUGUUGCUUGGUAUGUACCAAAAUGUAUAAUAAUGUUAUUUAAUAAUGUCAAGUAUGGUCAAAACAUCUUUUCUAUGUUA